AUGGCCUUGGAAAUUGUUCGUGACGCCAGCGGUAGAGCAGAGGUCUGCUUUUCUAGAUCUCCCUCUCGACAUCCUUUGCAGUAUAUGCGACGAACUCCCUCUAUCCGCAAAGAUCCUACUCUCUCAUACCUGCAAGGCUAUGUGGUACAUGCUGCGCAGUGCAAUAUCUUACACCCUGUGGAACCUGAUGACAUCCCAAAUUUGACAAACUGGCAUCGCCGCCGCCACUCAUGCCGCACACCAUACCAAAUGUUUGAUCAUCUGCGUCCGCAACGCUCCUACGCAGUUUCGUUCCAUCACGUACAGCUGGCACUGAAGUACUCUCGAAUGAAGGAAAAGCACCAGGAUUGUCGGACGAACAUUCUUCAAAAUUUUGAGAUUCGUCCAGUCGGCUCUCCUAUCAUCAAGACAUUCGCCGCAAAGCCGAAGGUCGUCAACGCCAGAUUCAUACUGUUGGCGACAUACGUCCUGUAUGCAGGUCCGCUUCGAGACGCAGCAAAGAAAGAUUACUACAAGUAUAUAGUAUUCUGCCCUCACCACCAUUUUGGCCUUGGCACGGGACUAGGCCACUCCUUUGCCGCGAUUUUGCAAAAGGCUGUUAUCAAUGCGGCGACUAUGCCAGAUCAACACACUGAGCUGUUUUCAUGUCAUCGCUGCCCAACAGACUAUUCGGUGGUGGUCCAAGGUGAUGAGGCCGUCCUCGAGGCUUGGCAUGACCUGGGAAAUGGAUUCUCUGUUGAGGAUCCCAGCUGGCAAAGUCACCUUUGGUCAGACCAGAAUGGGUUAACCAAAGGAUUGCAGUUCAACUAUGAACAUGGCAGUAUCUCCAAGAUGUAUGAUAGCUGCCACAGUUGA
Molecule: messenger RNA, 855 nt
Organism: Letharia columbiana
Lineage: Eukaryota; Fungi; Ascomycota; Lecanoromycetes; Lecanorales; Parmeliaceae
Exons: 2
Coding region: 1-855 (284 amino acids)
Source: RefSeq, a predicted model, not a curated record